GAAAAUUCCACAGAGCGUCAUAAAAGUAUUAUAUAUCCAGACCUUAAAACAAACUUGGAUAUUCAAACACGUUGACUUCACGGUAGUGUUAAACUAUAUUUGAGGAAAAUGACAAAUUUCAGUAAAUUCAGAUUGGUUCUAAUUGGCAAAACAGGAAAUGGAAAAAGCAAAACUGGAAAUACUGUAAUAGGUCGACAAUUGUUCAACUCAAGAUGUCAAAGCGGUUCUGUCACAAUAAAGUGUCAGAAAGAAAACACUAAUAGAUUUGGAAAAGAAAUCAGUCUAGUUGACACACCAGGACUAUUCGAUACCAGAACAGAUAAUGCGAAUGUACUUUCCGAAAUUAAAAAUUGCAUAUCUCUUACUCUGCCAGGGCCGCAUGCAAUUAUAUUAUGUGUUCCUAUAACUCGGUUUACACAAGAAGACAUACAAACUGUUGACUUUUUCAUCAAACAUUUUGGAGAGCAGUUGAUGAAAUAUGUCAUCGUACUAUUUACGCGUUUUGAUGACUGGAAACGCGACAACGAAGAUGAUCCACAAGCAUGUCAAAGUAUAAAUGGAUAUAUCAGCUCGUUAUCAACUGAACUGAAGUCAUUCCUUGGACAAUGUAAUAACCGAUACAUCGCCUUUGACAAUACUCUCAAAGGGCCAUCUGCAGAUCAACAAGUAAAGGAUCUGAUUGCUUUAGUCGAACGCACUGUAAGGGAAAACGGAGGAACUCAUUAUACUAACUCCGAUUAUGAAAACGCAGAAAAGAAAGUAAUAGAAGAGGAAAAAAACAGACGAAAACAAGGAAUAAGAGACAUACAAAUGAGGGAAGAAAAUAUAAGAAGGAAGAGGGAAGAAGAAUUGAAGCGUGAACACGAAGUCGCAAUUCAAAAAUUACAAGCUCAGAAACUUCAAGCUCAAGCUCAAGCAGCUGAAGCUGAAGCUCAAGCUCGCCGAAGUCGUCACAGAAACAAUUGUUCAAUUCAAUAGAUCUAUCUAAAUAUUGCUAUCACAAUUAGAAUGAAUAAAACUCUAUAUUUGUAAACAAUAGAAUACAGAUAUAUAAUU
Mytilus trossulus (common blue mussel) is the source of this 1056-nucleotide messenger RNA. RefSeq names its product GTPase IMAP family member 4-like. The record is from RefSeq and is a predicted model, not a curated record. The transcript is spliced from 2 exons. Bases 109 to 978 code for a protein of 289 amino acids. NCBI's taxonomy places the organism in Eukaryota, Metazoa, Mollusca, Bivalvia, Mytilida, Mytilidae. Gene Ontology annotation, molecular function: GTP binding.